CGUAAAUAGGCUGUGUGUGUGUGUGUGUGUGUGUGUGUGUGUACAGGGGAUGUGUGCGCGAGCUGUGCGGGGCCCUCCCCGCAGUGAUCAUGUCGGACGCGGCUGUGGAGCAGAGACGAGCGCUGAUCAAGAGGAAGAAGAGAGGCCGCGCGCCGCCUCCACCGCAGGGCGCCAACGAUCUGACCGCAGAGCAGUGGAGGAUGAUCCGGGAGCUGAUGGACGCGCAGCUGAAAACCUUCGACACCACCUUCUCCCAUUUCAAGAACUUCCGGCUGCCAGAAGUGCUUAGCAGCAGCCCUGGGGGACUGGAAUGUGUGCAGGAAGAGGAAGCCUCCAAGUGGCGCCAGAUCCAGGGCCAUCUGUGCCCAGUGAGGCUCUCUCUGCACCUGCGAGGCGAUGACGGCAGUGUCUGGAACUACAAGCCCCCAGCCGACAGCGGUGGGAGGGAGAUCUUUUCCUUGCUGCCCCACAUGGCUGACAUGUCCACCUUCAUGUUCAAAGGCAUCAUCAACUUUGCCAAAGUCAUCUCCUACUUCAGGGACUUGCCCAUUGAGGAUCAGAUCUCCCUGUUGAAGGGGGCCACCUUUGAGCUGUGCCAGCUGAGAUUCAACACAGUGUUCAAUGCAGAGACUGGGACCUGGGAGUGUGGCCGGCUGUCCUACUGCUUGGAAGACCCUGCAGGUGGCUUCCAGCAGCUGCUGCUGGAGCCCGUGCUCAAAUUCCACUACAUGCUGAAGAAGCUGCAGCUGCACAAGGAGGAGUAUGUGCUGAUGCAAGCCAUCUCCCUCUUCUCCCCAGACCGCCCCGGUGUGGUACAGCGUGGGGUGGUGGACCAGCUGCAGGAGCGCUUCGCUAUUGCUCUGAAGGCUUACAUCGAGUGCAAGCGGCCCCAGCCCGCUCACCGGUUCCUGUUCCUGAAGAUCAUGGCCAUGCUGACCGAGCUGCGGAGCAUCACCGCCCAGCAGACGCAGCGGCUGCUGCACAUCCAGGACAUACACCCCUUUGCCACCCCGCUCAUGUGUGAGCUGUUCAGCAUCACGGAGGGCUGAGCGGCUGCCCAGAGCGUCCUGAGCUGCUACUCCUGGGGUGACCACAGCUGGCUGGCUUUCCUCAGAACCUGGGUCCCCGGCUGCCCGCCCUGUCUCCCAGGUCAGGCGGUGGAGUGGAGCCAAGGCCUGACGCGGGCAUGCCUGGCCUACCACCCAUCAGAGAAAGGCCCAUCAUGGCUGGGCCUUUGGAGGGGCUUCUUGACUGUUCACUUCUACCUCUCAGGAAUCCCAUGCCCCAUGCCCCACGCCCACGCCCCCACCUCCUGUCCCAGGCUGCUCAGUGUUUGCCAGCUCUAGAACAUUCCCCACAGAAGCUCACACACCAACUGAUGAACACAGGCUUGGAUCUGUGGAAUGUUCUAGAGGGAGAAGUUUGUCAGAACCUCUUGGUGUGUCUCUCUCUCUCCUUCAUCCUGGUCAGGACCUCAUCCUAUCUCAGUCCAUUCAAAGGCAACAUUUAAGCACCUACUGUGUGUUCAUAGGCGUGUGCGCAUGCAUGCGCAUGUUGGUGGUAUACAAUGGUGACUCAGACAUGGCUCAUGACUGAAAACAAUUUAGAGUUAAGAAAACAAGGCAGACACACACACCACUUUGAUCCAAAGACGUGGUCACGGAGACAAGGAAUGUCUAUGUGUGGACACUGGGCUGUGCUGGGGUCUGCAUGCGCCCCAGCGCCUGGUGAAGCUCCCGAGGGCCUGACUGUGGCCUUGUGCACGUGCCAUGUGAGCGUUAACUGUGGCUCCCUCUGUGACCAAGCUCAUCCACCUAUGUCACCUCCUGUUGACACCUUUUCUCGCAGCUGAAGGGCAUGAAGGCAUCGCCUUGUUUGUAGCCAUUUGCGGCAGCAAAUACGUUUGCGUUUUCAAAAAUGACAUUUUACUCUACCCAGGUCUUCCACACCUAGAACUUGGGUGCACCAAAUAGACUUGCGGAUCUCACUCCAGAUCCAAUCAGGACGACUGAAGGUGUGCUUGGCGAUCCAAACUUGGCCUUUUGUUCUGAAGAGAAAGGAAACAUGGGGUGGGGAAAUGUCUAUUAUUAUUACCCUUUGCACAUCUGAAGGCUCGGCUGGUAGGAGAACAUCAGAUGUGGUAUUUAACUUUGCUUGCUCCCAAGAUGACUGUUGUGUAUGAAAAUUUAAAGUGCAUCUGCACCAUAAUUCAAAAUG
This is a messenger RNA of Echinops telfairi (small Madagascar hedgehog), 2217 nucleotides long. It is a transcript of the gene NR1I2, whose product is annotated as nuclear receptor subfamily 1 group I member 2. The transcript has 6 exons. The record is from RefSeq and is a predicted model, not a curated record. Gene Ontology annotation, biological process: cell differentiation; positive regulation of transcription by RNA polymerase II; negative regulation of transcription by RNA polymerase II. NCBI's taxonomy places the organism in Eukaryota, Metazoa, Chordata, Mammalia, Afrosoricida, Tenrecidae. Bases 90 to 1049 code for a protein of 319 amino acids. Gene Ontology annotation, molecular function: nuclear receptor activity; RNA polymerase II cis-regulatory region sequence-specific DNA binding.